Molecule: messenger RNA, 1713 nt
Organism: Crotalus tigris (Tiger rattlesnake)
Lineage: Eukaryota; Metazoa; Chordata; Lepidosauria; Squamata; Viperidae
Product: calcium/calmodulin-dependent protein kinase type IV-like
Exons: 8
Coding region: 1012-1656 (214 amino acids)
Biological process (GO): protein phosphorylation
Molecular function (GO): ATP binding; calmodulin binding; calcium/calmodulin-dependent protein kinase activity
Source: RefSeq, a predicted model, not a curated record
CUCCUCUCAGUCGGGUGUGGUGCUGCCUGCACCGCCAGAGCAUCAACCUGCAGAAUGGAGGAGCCUCCAGGGAAAAGAUCUGAGCCUUGACCGCGAAAACUUCUUUUGGCGACCCAGCCUUCCUUGCAUCUGGGGCUCCGAUGCAUCUGCCAAUCCAUCGGAUUCAGAGAUCCGUGAUUGUCACUUUAAACUGGAUUUACACUUGGGCUGCAGCCGAGCGAGCGAAAUCCUCCAAGUGGAGCUGAUGGUUCCCAACUUCUCAAAGCUCUCCACUUCAGCACCUUCCUGCAAGGAUUGAAAGAGGAAGGAAGGAAGGAAGGAAGGAAGGAAGGAAGGAAGGAAGGAAGGAAGGAAGGAAGGAAGGAAGGAAGGAAGGAAGGAAGCCACUGGAACAGGAGGAGAGUUUUUUUUUUUCUGUCGGGGUGAGCCUCCCUUGAAAUAACUGCCAUCCUCCCUCAGGAAGACCGUGCUGGAAAGAGAGUGGAUUAUGGCUCUACAGAAGCAGAUGGAAAGUUGACCUACUCUGCAGGGUUGGUUUUCUAAGGCAGCCCCAAGUGUCAAAAGGAGGAGAAAGGAAAGAAGGAAGCUACUUGCUGAGAAAGAAAAAAAAAGAAUAGGUGAAGAUCUGGAGAGGGAGUGGUGCCAUCUUGAUCUGCAAGGGCUUAUCUUUACCCCGAUGAUUUUUUAAAAAAUCCCUUUUUUUUAAAGGAAGCUGAGGGAAUAUUGAGGCUAUGCCAGCACCUCCUGUGUGAAGCUGCUGAUUAAUCUGCGCCCACCGUAUAUUCUAGCAGAAUAAGAUUUGGGCAUGAUAUUGUGAUCCUCCUGAGAUAAUCCUAAAAAUUGCUUCUGCAAAGCCCUCCCCACCCCGCCCCCUUCUCUCUUGCUCUUUUUUUUUUAUUUCUCCAUCUGCAAUGUGAUCAGAAGAGGAGGAGGAGAAGGAAGAGGAAGAGGGAAAAAAGAAAAAAAAGAAAGACAAGAAAGCACAAGCAGAUCCAUCUUCCCUGUUCCAGGAUGCUCACUUCUAAACCUCUGGAGGGAGAAUAUUGGAUUGAAGGAUCCCGGAGAGAAUCGGCUUUGCAAGAUUUCUAUCUCAUGGGACCGGAGCUGGGCAGGGGGGCCACCUCUGUGGUUUACAGCUGCGAAGAGAAAGGAUCUCAGGUCCAGUAUGCUGCCAAAAUAUUGAAGAAAACGAUUGACAAGAAAAUUGUCAGAACUGAAAUUGGAGUUUUGCUGAGGCUCUCCCAUCCAAAUAUCAUCAAACUCAAAGACAUCUUUGAAACCCCCACAGAGAUCACACUCAUCCUUGAGUUGGUGACAGGUGGUGAGCUGUUUGACAGGAUUGUAGAGAGGGGAUUCUACAGCGAAAGGGAUGCAGCCCACGUGGUGAAACAGAUCCUGGAAGCUGUCUCCUAUUUGCAUUCAAAUGGAGUCGUCCACCGUGACCUCAAACCAGAAAAUCUUCUCUACGCAGAUCUCUCCCCCGAUGCGCCACUCAAAAUUGGUGAUUUUGGUUUAUCUAAAAUUGUGGAUGAGCAAGAUACGAUGAAAACUGUAUGUGGCACACCAGGAUACUGCGCACCCGAAAUUCUCCAUGGCUCACCAUAUGGCCCUGAAGUGGAUAUGUGGUCUGUAGGCGUCAUAACAUACAUUUUGUGAGUAAUGCUAAAAUACUUUGACACAAAACUCCUGUCGCUGUGAUUUGCUCCCUCGCAC